GGCGCGUUAAAAUUGUUUGUUUUUGUACUUUGCUCAUCGGCAAACAGCAAGCAAACUUGAUUUCUCAGUAAUUUAUGUUUUAUUUUAUCGAAAAAUAAAAAUUUUAAUCAAAAGAAGAAUACAAAAAGAACACUCUAAAAUGCCGAAAACAAACACUUCAUCUUCUGCAAUCAAUGCCGAUAAAAAAUCGAUGAAGCCAUCAGCAACACAUCCACCCACUAAACAAAUGGUGGAUACCGCUAUUGGAGCAAUGAAAGAACGCAAAGGCUCUUCGGUGCAGGCCAUCAAAAAAUACAUUGCAGCUAAUUAUUUAGUUGAUGUUGAAAAACAUUCUCGAUUUAUAAAAAACUAUUUGAAAAGUGCCGUAAUAAAUGGUAAUUUAAUACAAACAAAAGGUCAAGGUGCUGUUGGAUCCUUUAAAUUGCCAAAAGUGGUGGCAAACAAGAAACCCAACACAAAAUCCACUGACAAGGGUGCACCUGUUAAAAAAAGAAGUCUUGUUAAACCAAAAACUUCUGAUAUACUUAAAGCCAACUAUAAGUCAAAAGGUGAUACUGAAAUAAAAUCAGGUGGUAACAAAAAAGUUGCUACUAAAUCGAAAGUUGCAGCUAAACAAAGUGUUGCCUCCAAACAAAAAGCAGGUGCCGCUGCUAAAUCAAAAACUGCCCAAGUCAGUGACAAAGCUUUGACGAAGAAAACUGGUGAGAAGAAAGGUAACAAGCCAGUCAACGUAUCAAGAAAGACUCCUCAAAAAAAGAACGUGGACAAACCCAAGGCUGGCACUCGAGGUAAUAGAAACAGUAACAUGUGGUUAACAGAUGAACAAGCAAAUGAAAUGAAAAAAAAGGCAAAACUAACAAAGUCUAAACCUAAAAGAGGUGGCAAUGGUAACCGGUACAUAUGGUGUACAAAGGAAGAAUGGGAAAAUAAAUAUAAAUAUCAAGUCUGGUAACUCUGUAAAAGAUUUUUUUUUUUAUAAAAAUGAUACAAAUAAAAAAUCAUUAAUCACAAACGAAGAAAAAAUAUAAAUAUCAAGUCUGGUAACACUGUAAAAGAUUUUUUUUUAAUGAUACAAAUAAAAUAUCAUUAAUCGUUAAA
This is a messenger RNA of Episyrphus balteatus (marmalade hoverfly), 1098 nucleotides long. Its product is annotated as late histone H1-like. The transcript is spliced from 2 exons. Gene Ontology annotation, molecular function: structural constituent of chromatin; double-stranded DNA binding; nucleosomal DNA binding. Gene Ontology annotation, cellular component: nucleus; nucleosome. The record is from RefSeq and is a predicted model, not a curated record. NCBI's taxonomy places the organism in Eukaryota, Metazoa, Arthropoda, Insecta, Diptera, Syrphidae. Bases 140 to 952 code for a protein of 270 amino acids. Gene Ontology annotation, biological process: chromosome condensation; negative regulation of DNA recombination; nucleosome assembly.